AUGAAAUCGGGUAUUAAAAUUAUGUCAUCAGGUUCGGGGUUUACAGAUGCUUCUAUAAUGGUAUCUAUCGAUAAUACAAAGUAUUGUUUUAAUAUGGGUAAUGGUAUCCAUAGACAAAGUUUAGGGAGUAGUCAUUCAAAACCAUCAGAAGCAAGUGUAUUAUUCUAUACUCAUUUAGGCCCAUCUGCUCAAGCUGAUUUAUUAAAUUAUAUUUUAAGACAUAAAACAGAUAUAGCAAUUAUUGGGCCAAAUGGUUUAACAGAAAAUUUAUUGGGAUACAGAUAUUUCUUUUCUAGACGUGGUAGAACAUUUUAUGUUACAGAAUGCUCAUCAGAAGGCGAGCAAUAUAGAUUUGAUGAUGGUCAUUUAAAAGUAUAUCCAAUUAUAAUUUCACCAAAUGAAACAGUUAGUUUAAAUAGUAAUGUCGUUGUGCCACCUCCAACCACUAGUACAAAUGAAUUGGAAGAAAAAAAUACAAAUGAAAGUAUACUAAAAGAAUUAAAUUCAAGAAAAGAAUUGAAAUAUAUAUUUGAUAAAGUAUUUGGACCAGUUAUCACAGCUUCAAGAGAAUCAAUGCGAGUUAAUACAGAUUCCAUGAAGUCAUUCUACGAUUGGACUUUACUUAGAGGUGGUUAUCUAUUUUCAAGCACCGGUAGUCAGUUCAAGAUGGAGGAGAUCGAACAUUACGCCGCUUAUCGUUUAUUAAAGGAAGAUAAUAUAUCAAAUGGCCGUUCAAAUGUAGAUAUAUCAUCGUAUAAACCCUCAAGAUCUAAAGAAAUUAAAAAGUUUUUAUUCGACACCAAUGAUUCCGAUAUUUAUCAACCAAUACCACCUACAGAAAGAGAAAAUGAUUAUUGGUGCCUUGAAAGUAGACAUUUUAGAAUUGUUUCAAGAUUAUCUAAAUCAUUACGUCUAAAUGAUGUUGAAAAAAGAGAAAUGGUUAGAAAGAGAAUGAAUAUUUAUUUGAAGGACCCUAUAUAUGGUCCAGUUAAUAGUCAUGCUAUAUUACCACCAAAUGUUAUCAAAUCUUCAGCUUCAUUAUCACCACAAAAUUCACCAUCAAAAUCAAAUAGUAGCAAUAAUAAAGGCGUUUCAUCAGCAUCAACAUCGUUUAAAGAUAUUAUUUGUUAUGUUUGUUUAUUACCUGACAUCAUUGGUAAAUUUAGUGUAGAGAAGGCAAAUGAGUUUGGUAUUGUUGGUUCAGGUAGAUCAAAGUUAUGUAAAGGCGAAUCGGUAUUUAGCGAAAAAGCAGGUAGAUUGAUAAAACCUGAAGAUGUUUUAUCGCCAAGUACUAUUGGCCCAGCUAUCAUAGUAAUUGCAUGUCCAAGAGUCGAGUACUUGGAGGGUAUAUUAAAUAAUAGUAGCAUCACAUCGUUUAGUACAAGCGAGCGUUCUGGUUGUAUAGUUCAUAUGGUGCCAGAAGAGAUAUUUUCAUUACCAGAGUAUUGUGAUUUCGUAUCAUCAUUUUCAAGUGGAAAGUGGCAACAUAUAGUAUUAAACGAAGCAUGUGCAUAUCAAGAAUUAACUAUACCAUCUGCUCACUUAGUAAAUGGUCUCAAUGAAGUUGCACCUAUUUUCUAUCCUAAAUUGUUCCCAUAUUCCAAUGCAAAGCCUUUACCACUUGCCCUAUCUAAAAUGCCCAAUGUUCAAAGAGGAAGAUUCCAUCAAUCGAUUAUGGUUAAUCCUCUUUCACCGCAAGGUCAUCCAUUAAUUGAUAAUACUGCAUGUACUGAAAACAUUGACACCAAUUUUUCAUUUGAAAAGAAAUCAUCAUCAAAUGAUAGUUCGCCAGUGACCAAAAAAAUCAAAUCUUUAGAUAUUAAUUCAUCAUCAGUUACAUCAUCACCAAGAACUUUAUCAACUAGAGGUCAGUUUUUAAAGAGUACUGAGCAAAUGAUAGAUUCAUUUUCAGAUAAAGAAUUAGAGGUUACAUUUUUAGGUACUUGUUGUUCACAGACUUCGUUAUUUAGAGAGGAAACCUGCAUUCUAUUAAAUAUGUUUGAAAAAGGUGCAAUGCUUUUUGAUGUGGGUGGUGGUGCUUACUCUCAACUCUUUAGAAAGUAUGGUAAAGAAGAGUCCGAUAAAAUCUUAAUCAACUUAAGGUUUAUUUUCUUAUCUCAUUUACAUGUCGAUCAUCACCAAGGUCUUUACAAGCUUUUAGAAAUGCGUCAUUUGGCUUUAGAAGAAUCAUAUGUUCCUUAUGAAAAGCGUCAACUUAUUGUAUUGGCCCCACAAGGUGCAGGUCGUUAUAUUCGUGAAUUAGAAAAGACUAUGAGCUUUUAUAGUUAUCCAUGGAAAUAUAUUACCUUUUACAAUUUCCAAAACUACCAAGAGGAUAAACAACUUUCAACAUUUAUGAAACAAAAAUUGGGUAUUUCAAAGUGUAUUGCAGUGCCAGUAAUUCACAAUUUUAAUGCUCAUGGUAUCGUAGUAGAAAGUGAAAGUGGGUGGAAAGUCAGCUAUUCGGGUGAUACUAAAUUCUGUCAACAAUUUGUAGAUGCCGCUGUGGAUAGUACCAUACUAAUCCACGAGGCUACUUUCCACGAUCAUCAAACUGAUAAAGCUCAAACUAAAAGCCAUAGUACUUUCUCUGAAGCCAUCAAAGCAUACCGUAAUUCAAAUUCAUUCUCAACUGUUUUAACUCAUUUCUCUCAACGUUAUCCAAACCUACAAGAAACUUUUAAUGGUGACACUAAUGACAGUAAUAAUGAUGAAGCCUUCAAUAAUAUUACAUUUGCAUUCGACUUUUUAACAAUUAAUAUAAAAAAUUUAUCAUUAUUACCUGGUGCUUUGGAUUCUUUAAAAAUAGACCCAAAUGAUGAUGAGGAAGUCGAAGAUUUAGAUGAAAUAUAA
Molecule: messenger RNA, 2853 nt
Organism: Dictyostelium purpureum
Lineage: Eukaryota; Evosea; Eumycetozoa; Dictyosteliales; Dictyosteliaceae
Exons: 2
Coding region: 1-2853 (950 amino acids)
Biological process (GO): mitochondrial tRNA 3'-end processing
Cellular component (GO): mitochondrion
Molecular function (GO): 3'-tRNA processing endoribonuclease activity
Source: RefSeq, a predicted model, not a curated record